AGAGAAAAGUGAUUUUGUGAGCUGGAAAGAUGUGAGUUUGUCAGGGAUUAGACUUCGGCUCGGUUCGGGUCAACUCGGUUCUAAGCCAGUCGACAAUCCGGAAGUGUAGUUUUGUGCAAUCAAAAGAAAAAUGCCAUCAACACACAUGGGAGGUAGUGGUCUGUGGAGUAAGUGAAGCCCCUGGCUGCAGGGACACAGAGAAGCGCUUCCCUCCGCAAAGUUUCUCCGUGGAGCACAGACCGCUAGCAGUCUGCCCCCUGCUGCGGAGCAGACACUGUAGCCGGCUAACAUAGACAGCUGCUGGCGCUGGAUACGGGAACGAGGCCGGGAAGAUGACUGAACAGGAGGCGGAUAAGGUGCAGAAAGUGAUACUGGGGCCUCUGUGAACCCACUCAGAAAUGUGCUGCUUAAUGUCACACCAUAAGAAAUAAGAGGGUCUCGACUAGCUAACGUCAGCUAGCUCGCCAGCUAGCCGGUUAGUGCUGCAGCUCGAUGAGCCUCAGUUCAUUUGGAAAUGCAAGCCUCGUUUAGCGGGCCAGCACGGCAUGAGAGAGGUGAGUGACCCUGGAUCCUGCCGCUGCAUCCUGUCGUUGACUGGGGCGGCUGUUCAGCUAAAAAGCUGUCAUUGUGGCUAUUUGGCGUUAGCCGGCUUGCUAACAGCACGUCAGCGCAAGUGAACUGGUUAGCUGGCCGUGAGGAUGAUCGGUAUGUGUGUGAUGCUCAGAGACCGCUGUAGAGGGGACAGACACUGGGCACGGCCCUGCUGCAUUUAACACGCACCGUGUCCUGUGCUUGAACUCAGCUUCAGCGACACUGGGCAUAUGAAGCGAACAGUUCAGCGACACAGACGGCUGCUGUGUGCAGAGUGGACGAGUCAGCUGAAAGCAGAACAACAAGUUUGUAGUGUUGGCAAACUAAGAGGCGUCGGCCGCCCUCCCAGUCCUUCCCUGCCAGCCCCCAGUUCACAGGAAUCAUGUGAGCCGAACACCGGUAAGCCCGGUCCGUGUCCGUUACUUCAGUAGGUUCGUGCCGCAGGCUGCUCUCUGUCAUCCUACCAGUCAGCUCCACGUCGGCUGGCGGAGGGAGGAGGGGAUUCACCGAGACUUUCAGCUGGUACACUUUGUGACAGGAGCAACAGUUUCUUCUUCUGCUCGGCUCCUCUUGUCGGCUUGAAGCCCUGCAUGGCUGAACAGGACCACGACUUCAGGAUGGUGGAAGGAUAACAUUCAAGGAGUUGCACUCCCUCCACCCAAAGUGACCUGUCUUCUCCUUUUGUCCACUUUCACCUGCAGUCCAUUUUGCUAGCUGCAAGCUUGCUGACCUGACCUUAUGGGAUUUCAUAGACUGCAUGUAUUCCACAGUAACAUCAUAUAAAUUCCUUUUAAAUUAGACAUUCCUAUAGCAGACACCCUCCUGACUGAAGGACAGAAUGAAAUAAGUACAGAAUGGUGGGAUAUUAACUCCCUGCACAUCCAAAAUAGUCACCUUGGUCUGUAGGAUUCAUACUGGUAUCGCUUGUUCCUUAUCAACCCCACCCCUUUUCUAGUGUUAUUGGGCCAUGGUUCGCAAGAAAAGCUCUUUUAUACUAUGCGGUGCUUUCCUGUUUGUCGCCUGGAAUGCUUUGCUUCUACUUUACCUUUGGGGUCGCCCUCCCAUGGGCCACCUAGGAGAAGGCGGUGGAGCUGAACCAGGAGGAAAGGAGGAGUGGGGCAUGGUCAGAGGUAAAGGAGGUCAAGUUAACCUUGCUGGGGAGGUCAUCCGACUGGCCGAGGAGGUUGAAAUUCAACUUGACACCCAGAAAAAGCUAUUAAAGCAAAUUGAAAGUCACAGGGCGGUGUGGGCUCGGCAGAAGGAGAUUGGGAAAAAGCAAACUGAUAAUAUCAAAGAAGUAAAUCAGAUUGUUGACCAGCAGCAGAAUAAUCCAGUUCCUCUCAUAAAUGAUGUGUAUGUUGGGGACCAAGGUGAAAUAAAACACACACAGAGGUCUGUUGCUACAGUAGCUGCAGGCUCCAAUAUAGAACGGCAUCAGGCCACUGAUGUAAAGGAAGAGGUUGCUGAGGACAAUAAAGUAACAGCUUCUGUUUCUGGUCCACAAGUCAUCAUUCCCAUUCUGGUUAUUGCCUGUGACAGAGUGACAGUAAAGCGGAGUCUUGACAAACUGAUACAGUACCGCCCUUCUCAAGAACUGUAUCCAAUCAUCGUCAGCCAAGACUGCGGCCAUGCUGAGACGGCUCGUGUGAUUGGCUCAUACGGAGAAAAAGUAACGCACAUAAGCCAACCAGACCUGUCGGACAUCAGAGUCCGGCCAGAACACAGGAAGUUCCAGGGGUACUACAAAAUCGCCCGACAUUACCGCUGGGCACUCAACCAAGUAUUUCACACAUUCUCGCAGUCUACUGUGGUCAUUGUGGAGGAUGACUUGGAGGUCGCACCUGACUUCUUCGAGUAUUUCCGAGCCCUGUAUCCAAUCUUGCGUUCUGACCCAACCCUGUGGUGCGUUUCUGCCUGGAACGAUAAUGGCAGAGACGCCUUGGUGGAUUCGUCCAAAGCUGAUCUCCUCUACAGGACAGACUUCUUCCCUGGUCUGGGCUGGAUGCUGCUGAAAGAGAUGUGGGAUGAACUGGAGCCCAAAUGGCCAUCGGCCUUCUGGGACGACUGGAUGCGUCAGCCGGAACAGCGCAACGGCCGCUCCUGCAUUCGGCCAGAAAUCUCUCGGACUAUCACCUUUGGCCGGAAAGGUGUGAGCUUAGGUCAAUUCUUUGACCAGUACCUUCGUUAUAUUAAGCUAAACACUGAAUUUGUGCCUUUUACCAAACUGGAUUUGUCUUAUUUGCUAAAAGAGAAGUAUGAGGAAAAGUUUAAAGAGGUUUAUAGCGCCCCACUGGUAAAGAUUGAGGAUCUGCAACAAGGGGGCAGUUUAAGAGGACCUGGGCCGUACAGGGUGCAGUACUCCACCAGGGACAGUUUUAAAGUCUUUGCUCGAAAUCUGGGAGUAAUGGAUGACUUAAAAUCAGGAGUUCCUCGUACAGGUUAUAGAGGUGUGGUCAGCUUCCUGUACCGUGGUCGAAGGGUGUUCUUAGCUCCACCAGAGGGCUGGUCGCAGUAUGACACCAGCUGGAGCUGAGAGACCCAGACGCGGUCCAAAUGGUGUUGAAGAGGGGACAGAGCCUUAAUCAGAGGAACACCCUCUCAGACCAAAGAAUACGGUGGACGCAGGAGUUCAAAGUUAAACGUGGAGCUGGAAGGCCGAGCUUCUAAAACUGACGCUCAUUGAGGAUCGGCACGUGUGGGCCACACAGACUUCAGAGCGGUCCCACUUUGGCUGAAGCCAUUCCAUCCUUAAACUAAACGGCUGCUGUCGGCGUGCCUUGCUUUCUGGGCUCAUUUUGUUUGGUGUAUUCUCUCUUCUUGUGACAAACUGGCCAAAUAUAGACUUGACAUCACUUUCAGAUGUUUGCAGCAGCUACUGGUAAUCAUGUCAUUAUCAACAGUGUGAGUGAUGGUACACUGCAGUGGAGCCUGACAGGUAUUGGAUCAAUGCAGUUUUGUUUUUUGGUGGCUCUUAGUUUUGGCUAGUCUGUGAUGCAGAAAGAGUAAGCACUCUGCUAGAUAAACUAUGAUAACACAUUUGUAAUGACUCCCCGAGCAUUUUGCUAUGAACAUCAUCAAUUUGCACAUACUAGACAAAAAGUAAGCAGAUACUGUGAAAUCCUAGAAUCAGUCAGACUCUGCACUGAAAGCACACUAAUCACCGUUCACACCUGGGAGAAAGAAGUGUCCUAUGUAACACCUUAUCCACCUCUUGGCUUCUGUAACGCUUGUAGAAGGCAUCACGCAUUAGAUUGUAUAUAAAAGAUGGACACACUGAAGCCUCGAGCUGACCAUUUUAAACAUCAGCUGAACAAAGUGAGGGGUCAAUCUGACUGUGCAGUGUUUCCCUCCGCCUUCCUACAGCUCACAGAUGUGACUACAGAGACAAAAGCAGGGAAAAAUGAUUUGUGACCAUGAACCGAUUGAAGUAAAUAAACACAGCUUCAAUUGUUUUUACUUCUUUCCCCUUGAUUUCUGGGCUGGAGAUCUUGCUGAGAAACUGAGGACCAAUGCAGGCUCAUGUGAAAAUCAAAAGGUAACCCAACAAGUAAAGCAUGCUGUGAUUUAUCCUCCUCAGAAUCAUCAGGAAGGUUUUUACUGAGUCCUUAAAUCAAGAAAGAGGUUUUUCAAGUUUUUGUGCAGCUGCCCCCUGCUGGCCUUUGGAAAGAAUGCAGGCAACACGUGCAUCUUUUAUAUACAGUGUGUGGUAGUAAACAGGCCAUUUUCAAAGUUUAGGGAGAUCAAAACGGUAGGUUGGAUUGAGGACUAACUGACAACAGUGCAGUACUUGCUUUACUGUCUCUCAGUCACGAGGCACAACAUUUUUUACUCAUGAGUGCUACAAAUACAGAGGUGUGGAUGCCAAAUAACCAGAUGUAGUCUGAAUAAGGUCUGACGUCUAAUAACAGUAAUAAUAGGUUUCAGAUAUAAAACAAGAGUGUACACCUGAAUCUACUAAAUAUUGUUUCCACAAAGAAUGAAGCUCUGGUGAGAAACCGCUGUUUUAGUGAGGAGGUGACAUUGUUAGAAGCAUUUACACGGGACAAACAGCAGGUGCGUGAGUGCACGAAGUCUUCACUAUCAAACCAACAUAGGCAACGAGACUCCACAGAGCCCGUCAUCCUGUCGAACUCUGAUGAACUUGUGUGAAUAAUGUUAAAGUGUAGUUUGAGAAGAAAGUGAUACCUGCCCACAAACCAUCACGUAGGUUAGUCUGUGGGGAUGGUUAGUGGCUUUCCUGGUUCAGAAAGCUGCUUAAAAAUAGAGCUCUAGUCCUGCUCGAGCAGACGUCUAAUCUUAAAAAGAAAAACUUUGAAAACCUGUCACUCCAGUGUGAAUCACAGCCAUGCUUUACUGAAAAACACUACAUUUCAGAGGGUUACAGUAUUUUUCCAACACGCUCCCUUCAGGUGUGUCAAGCUGUAGGUUUAUGAAGGACGUAAAGCUGCAAAUUAACUUCAAAUUUCACUGACAUCAUGAUCGCCCUCAUCAUGAAACAGCAACCAGUGUUUGAUAGUUUCUGCAACAGGAGGUCUGUGAGGUAGCUACAGAUGAUUAUCACUGUACUGUAAUUAGCUUUGGGAGAUUAUCUACAUGAUUGACUGAUACCCACUUCUGUAUGGUGAUGUGUAAAACCACUGCCUGAUGUUUAUAACUUUAUUACAUUACAAAUAAAAUCCACUAUUUUGAUA
Messenger RNA from Maylandia zebra (zebra mbuna), 5282 nucleotides. It is a transcript of the gene mgat1b, whose product is annotated as alpha-1,3-mannosyl-glycoprotein 2-beta-N-acetylglucosaminyltransferase b. The record is from RefSeq and is a predicted model, not a curated record. NCBI's taxonomy places the organism in Eukaryota, Metazoa, Chordata, Actinopteri, Cichliformes, Cichlidae. Gene Ontology annotation, cellular component: Golgi apparatus. Gene Ontology annotation, biological process: protein N-linked glycosylation. Gene Ontology annotation, molecular function: alpha-1,3-mannosylglycoprotein 2-beta-N-acetylglucosaminyltransferase activity.